AUGUUUUUUGGGCUUGAGCUGACUUAUGGAAAAGAAGGCAUACGAUUGAGUCAGCUAAAGUAUGCAGAAGAUUUUGUUCAUUUAGCAAAUCUCACAGAUGAUAAGAAGGUUCAUACUCCAAUGGAAGCGAAUACGAAAUACAGAAAAGAGCAAGGAGAGCAAACUUUGUAUAGACAUUUGGUUGGGUCACUUAUAUAUCUUACCAUGAGUCGUCUUGCUGUCUCUUAUGAAGUAGAAGUGUUAAGUCAAUUCGUCACUAAGCCUUACAAGAUCCACAAUUCAGCUUUGCUAAGGGUAAUUAGAUACAUAAGGAGUAUUGUGAAUCGAAGUCUCUUGUUUCCAUCAUCUUCAUCGCUGGAUAUGGUGGGAUAUGCUGAUGCAUAUUGGGAUGGAUGCCCUGAUUCAAGACAAUCCACUACUGGCUGGUGCAUGUCGCUUGGCUCGUGCAUGAUCUCAUGA
This is a messenger RNA of Nicotiana tabacum (common tobacco), 459 nucleotides long. The record is from RefSeq and is a predicted model, not a curated record. NCBI's taxonomy places the organism in Eukaryota, Viridiplantae, Streptophyta, Magnoliopsida, Solanales, Solanaceae.